Hippopotamus amphibius kiboko is the source of this 468-nucleotide messenger RNA. RefSeq names its product G protein subunit gamma 14 (gene GNG14). Gene Ontology annotation, biological process: G protein-coupled receptor signaling pathway. The transcript has 2 exons. The record is from RefSeq and is a predicted model, not a curated record. Gene Ontology annotation, cellular component: heterotrimeric G-protein complex. The coding region runs from base 1 to 468 and encodes 155 amino acids. Gene Ontology annotation, molecular function: G-protein beta-subunit binding. Lineage: Eukaryota; Metazoa; Chordata; Mammalia; Artiodactyla; Hippopotamidae.
AUGUCAGCUUCUGCCUCUGAGCAUCUCCCGUCAAAUGGGAUAGUGAUUCCCUGUCCGUGUCUUCUAAGUCUCCAGAGUCUCCGCAUUCUGCAUAACCUUCUGCUCUUCCUUCGCGCUGCAGCUGCCACCUCCUCCGGGAAGCCUUCCCUGACCUUUUUCUGGAUGUCUGGCAAGGUGACCACUGGCAGCGACAUCGGGCAGGCCCGCCGGGCUGUGGAGCAGCUGCGGAUGGAGGCAGGCAUCGACCGAGUGAAGGUGAGGGCCAGGGCAAGGCGGGUGCAUCUGAGCGAGGGGGCAGGUGGACAGCCCAGCCCUGGUCUGGCUAACCGGGCUGGCCUGCAGGUAUCCAAGGCGGCCACUGACCUGCUGCAGUUCUGCACGGAGCAGGCCAAGAGCGACCCCUUCCUUGUGGGCAUCCCGGCCGCCACCAACCCCUUCAAGGAGAAGAAGCCCUGUGCCAUCCUAUGA